AUGACGACUCGUCAAUUUAAGAUACUCUGUUAUAAAAAGACAUGUAUAGAAAUAGGAAAUUCAUCUUGUUUAGUCAAAGGGGAAAAUAAUUUUAAAGUAAAUUAUGAAGAUAAAUUAAACAUCUAUAACAGUUGUAGUGGAAAGAAACGAUGUAAUGUAACUGUAAAUCCAUCAAGAAAUAUAAAGAUACAGAUUCCGGUGGCUUGUGAACCAGCAACCAGAAUCUACAAUUUCAUAGAGAAUUCUCCUACAAAUUUUACAAAUAGAUAUCCAAUAUUUUACAUCGCUGCCAAAGGGUCUAACAUAAAUGUACGUUGUCAUGGUUACCAAAAAGAUAUAACAGAGACAGUGAACAUGUUGAGUACAACAGAGAAUUCCAAGAUGGUUGAUAAAGAAGGAGAUGAAACCAAUCCCUACACUUUAUUUGGUGGAAUUUUAGCUGCUCUGAUUGUCACAAACACUGCUAGUAUUGUAAUUGGUCUCUACUGUUUCUCAGAAACCGAAAGUCGCUGA
Lottia gigantea (owl limpet) is the source of this 513-nucleotide messenger RNA. RefSeq lists its product as hypothetical. The transcript has 6 exons. The record is from RefSeq and is a predicted model, not a curated record. NCBI's taxonomy places the organism in Eukaryota, Metazoa, Mollusca, Gastropoda, Lottiidae. Bases 1 to 513 code for a protein of 170 amino acids.